Aphis gossypii (cotton aphid) is the source of this 1091-nucleotide messenger RNA. RefSeq names its product U6 snRNA phosphodiesterase 1. Gene Ontology annotation, biological process: U6 snRNA 3'-end processing. The transcript has 5 exons. Gene Ontology annotation, molecular function: 3'-5'-RNA exonuclease activity. Bases 310 to 1011 code for a protein of 233 amino acids. Gene Ontology annotation, cellular component: nucleus. Lineage: Eukaryota; Metazoa; Arthropoda; Insecta; Hemiptera; Aphididae. The record is from RefSeq and is a predicted model, not a curated record.
UUAUCACCACAGUCUAUUUGCGUGAUAUCAGUGAUAUCGUGGUUCGUGAUUAACAUUAUUCAAUUUGGAAAUAUUUCGCGGCGAAUCACUUCCAAUUCUUUUCCAAAUUUCGUGGUUUUAAAUUUUAAUAUUAAACAUAAAUAGGUACUUGAUUUUUUUUAAAUUUUUUAUAUUUACUGUUGAUUUUUGUUCUUGUUACAAUUCAUUAUUCUUGAGAAAGUUAACAAGUAUAAUAUCGAUAAUGCAUUUAUUAUAAUGCAAAUAAGUACAUGAUUGGAGUGCAUAUUAUUUUCUCUACGCGAUUAUACAAUGGACCUAAUUCAGCGGUAUAGUGGCGACAGCGACAGCGAUCAUGAUGAAUCCAAACCAAAAAUGUUACCGGUACCUGAAGCUAUUGCUACAAUGUUUGAUGGCAGACUAUAUCAUCCAAAGCCAAAUGAUCAACCCAAUUCUCACCAAGGACGAUCUCGAUUGUUCGAACACGAGCGUGGUAAUUGGGCCACUUAUGUAUAUGUACCAUGUCCAGACAUGGAUUUAAUAGAAAUAAUUCAAGAAAAAUUGACUGAAUGUGGUCUAGAAAUUAUUGAACAUCCCCAUAUCAGUCUUACAAAAACAGUUGUACUACAGUAUCAUUGGAUACAACGUUUUAUCAAUGAUGUAAAAUCUAAAUUGUCGACAAUUCUAAGAUUUACAGUCACUUUUGGAAACUUAGAGGUUUUCUGUAAUGAAAAUUGUAGUAGAACAUUUGUUGGUUUUCUUGUAGAACCUGCAGAAAUCUUAUCUCAAUGUGUUGAUCAACUAGACAAAGUCUUGUCCGAUUAUAAUUUACAGAAAUACUAUGAAGAUCCAAAAUUUCAUUUGAGUGUUGCUUGGUGUUUGGGUGAUCAGUCUAGUCAGCUGAAAACUAAAUUAAAAUCAUUAGAAUUAGAAAUUGGCACUUGUUGUAGCUUUAAAGUUGACAAACUGAUGUGUAAAACUGGUAAUAAAAAAUAUAAUUUUGAUCUAGUUUAAUUAUAUAUUGAAUGAGCUUGAAAAAAAUAUUUUACAUGUUAAUAUAUUGUUUAUUGUUUAAUAUAUAAGGUUACAUAGUA